UAUAUUCUGUGCCUAAGCUUUACCCUCUGCUUGAUGGUACAGACAGCUCUGGGUGCUGAGCACACCAAGGAGUCUCUAAUGGCUACUGAAUUAUGGGACCCUCCAAGGAAAGUAGAUCCACAUGGGGAAGAUAACUAUCAAUGUCUUCCUAGGAAUCCCCUUCUCCAGACAUCUGUGAGUGCCCUCAGAUUUGCUAGCCCUAGAGUGACCAGAGCCCUGGGAAGGAAACAGAGAUGCCACCACCUAUGCCCCUGUGUGCCUUCAGGAAUCCUGGGGGCCAAUCACUUCCAUGGACUUCAACACACGAAAACAAUAAAAGUUGCUGCACUUGAGUGAGGGCUGUCUGUACCUGAACGUGUACGCGUCAGUGUGCGGGUCCUUCCUCUCUGGGGUGAUGGUCUGGUUCCCAGGAGGCUCCUUCCUCAUGGGCUCCGCUUUCACAUAUGAUGGCUCCAAGUUGGUAGCCUGCGAGGAAGUGGUGCUUGUGCUUCUGCAGCACAGGCUUGGCAUCCUGGGCUUCCUGAGGAGCCAGGCCCGCUGGAACUGGGCAUUGCUGGACCAGGUGGCAGCUCUGCGCUGGGUGCAGAGGAACACAGCAGCCUUUGACGGAGAUCCAGGCUACCUGUUAUACCAGUCAUUAAGAGCCAUGUGCAUCUCCAGACUGGUGAAUGUGGUGCCUGGGCAGAUACACUCUGCCAUUUCCCAGAGUAGCACUACAGUACUCAGAGUCUUCAUCAUUCCUGACCAGCUGAAGUUUGCCAAGAUGGAUAAGUUUGCCCGCAUGACAGGCUGCAAUGACAACAGCACCAUUCUGGUAGACUGCCUGAGGGCACAAUCAGGGGCCCGAGUCCUUUCCUCUCCCCCACAGAGAUUCUUCCACCUGAACUCCCAGGAAGACCCUCAGGAGAUUGUGUGGUUCAUGAGGCCCAUGGUGAAUGGUGUGGUGUUCCCAGAUGACCCUGUGGUGCUUCUGACCCAGGGGCAGGUUGCACCUGUGCCCUAUCUUCUGGGUGUCAACAACCUGGAGUUCAGUUGGGUCUUGCCUUUUAUCUCGAAGUUGCCACUAAACUGGUGCAUGAUGAGAAAAUAAACCAUCACCAAGCUGCUCUGGAGUACCAGCACCUUCUUGUGAAAUAUCACCAAGGAGCAGCUACCACUGGUAGUGGAGGAGUACCUGGGUGAUAGCAAUGACCAUGACUAGAAGAUGUUAUGAAACCAUGUGAUGGAUCUAACUGGGGACACUACAUUUGUGUACUUGAUGCAGGUUGCCCGCUACUACUGCAAUGCUGGCUUCCAUAUCUACAUGAAUGAGUUUGAGCACCACGUUCCCACCAGCAUUAUUAUGAAACCUCACACUGACAGUGCAGACCACAGGGAUGAGAUCUACUUCAUCUUUAGAUGUCCCUUCUCUAAAGGACAUUCCAAUGGUGAGGAGGAGGUGCCGAUCCUCCAGAUGGUAAAACACUGGGCCAACUUUGCCUGCAAAAAAAAUCCCAAUGGUGGGAAGCUGCCCUACUGGCUACACUACAAGGGGGGAAAUUACCUGCAGCUGGAUUUCACCACUAGGGUUGGAGAACUCAAGGACAAGAAGAUGGCUUUUUGGAUGAAGCUGCACCAGCAUUAA
Molossus molossus (Pallas's mastiff bat) is the source of this 1624-nucleotide messenger RNA. RefSeq names its product carboxylesterase 4A (gene CES4A). The record is from RefSeq and is a predicted model, not a curated record. Lineage: Eukaryota; Metazoa; Chordata; Mammalia; Chiroptera; Molossidae.